This is a messenger RNA of Trichoderma aggressivum f. europaeum, 1098 nucleotides long. RefSeq lists its product as uncharacterized. Gene Ontology annotation, cellular component: nuclear exosome (RNase complex); cytoplasmic exosome (RNase complex). Lineage: Eukaryota; Fungi; Ascomycota; Sordariomycetes; Hypocreales; Hypocreaceae. Bases 1 to 1098 code for a protein of 365 amino acids. The record is from RefSeq and is a predicted model, not a curated record. The transcript is spliced from 2 exons. Gene Ontology annotation, molecular function: mRNA 3'-UTR AU-rich region binding. Gene Ontology annotation, biological process: U4 snRNA 3'-end processing; nuclear polyadenylation-dependent mRNA catabolic process; TRAMP-dependent tRNA surveillance pathway.
AUGGCUCAACAAACGCUUUUAUCCCCCGCCGAGCUUGCGUACCUCCACAGUUCCCUCUCCCUCAGCCCGCCCAUCCGGCCCGACGGCAGGACAUCUAAGCAAUUCCGACCCCUGACGGCAGAGACUGGUAUCUUGCCUGGCACAAACGGCAGCGCGCGCGUCUGUUUGGCGGACGGCACGGAGGCCAUUGUGGGCGUCAAGGCGGAGAUUGAGAAGACGGUCGACCCGCUGGGCGGCGAAGGGUACCAGGAGUACGUCAAGAGCGCGAGCGGCGUGGGCGGCGGCGAUGCGGAGGAGGACAGGCGCGAGGCGAGGGGCGAGUGGCUCGAGAUGACGGUGGAGAUUCCGGGGCUGAGAGACGACGAUGCGGGGACGGUGUUUUUGGCUGAGUUGUUGAGGGAGGCGCUGCUUGCGGAUGGGGAGUUUGCGAAGAAGCUGUGGAUUAACAGGCGGUUUCACUGGAGGCUAUAUCUCGACAUUCUUUUGAUAUCACCACCGCUUUCAUAUCCUCUGCCGCUCCUCUCCCUCACAACACAUCUCGCCCUCCUCGCCACAAGACUCCCGCGUCUCAGAUCAGAAGGUGACGAGGAUCCCAUGUUCGACGACGACUGGGAGGCCGCCCCGUUCCUAUACCCCCGCGGGGGCGCGACCACGGGCUCACGGCCGUCCAUUACGCUGCUGGUCGUUGCCGUGGGCGACAGCAUCCUGUUCGACCCUUCCAAGGAGGAGCUCGCCGUCGCCGACUCUGCGCUGGCCGUGUCGCUGUGCGAGGUUAGGACGCAGCGGGAGCAGGGCGGCAUGGAGGUGGAUUCCGGGCGCGAGCUGCGGCUGGUGUCGAUGCGGACGAUUGAUCCUCCCUCGAGGCUGACGCCGCCCGGGGUGCCCAGCACGGCUAAUCUGGCGGCGAGCGGGACUUUUGAUACGACGCAGCAAAAGCAACAGCAGAGAGCGGAUCAACAUCCCCAAGAAGGCGUCUGGAAGGCACCGCUGGGAGGCACUAGGUUUGCCGUCUUGGAUAGCAUUAUGCAGGCUGUCCUAGAAAAGGGGGGUGUUGCAGACGAAGUCUUGGAUGGGCUGGAAGGGGUAGACCUGGCGUGA